AUGUUUAUUCUACGAUUGAAAAAAUUUUUUGUAGUUAAAAAUGGUAAUGAUGCAAAUAAAAUAUUAUUUUCUUAUGGUUAUGGUGCAUCAUUAUCAACAUCAACUAAACGACGUCUUCAACAUUCAGUUCAUUUAGCUAAACGUGUUAUUCAACUUGAACAAGCAAAUACAUCAUUAAGAUUAGAAUUAGAUCGAGAACGAAAAAGAAAAAAAAUGAUAUUCAACAAGAAGUUUCUUGAUAAUGCGAAUAAAAUAUUAGAUCAAGCACAACAACCGUAUGAUUUUCUUAUUGCAACUCUAUUAAAAGUAAUGAAAAAUGUUAUUAUGAAUUUACAACAUCAAGAACCACAAAAAUUAAUACAUCGUUCACCAUUUCCACCAUUUAAUAACAAAUAUCGUUCACUUACACCACCAACUUAUCAAUCAAGACGAACAAUUGGUUUUGUUUGA
Rotaria sordida is the source of this 450-nucleotide messenger RNA. The record is from the annotation of a GenBank genome assembly. NCBI's taxonomy places the organism in Eukaryota, Metazoa, Rotifera, Eurotatoria, Philodinida, Philodinidae.